AAGAAGAUAGUGGUGGUUGUAGUAGUGGAGGUGGUGAUGGUGCAGGCUGGUACGGGAGGUCGGGGGAUCCUGCUUUGAUUUAUGUGUUUGGGAGAAGCUGUCACGAGCAGAAACAGGAGCAGCGCGCGGACUCCUGUUUUAUUCUAACGCGUUAAUAAUAAAGAAGAGGCGCCAUGAAACAGCACGGAGAGCGCGGACCACAUCCGGGAUAUUUAUUUAAUAUGGUUAUUAAUAAAUCCACCUUUAAGCAGCGCGUGCUGAGCAGGAUGGAUGUGUAUCUGAUACCGGCUGGAUGAGUCCGGGAUUACUACCGGACAGUCACACCGAGUGUAGCCCGGGAGGAGGGCUCUCUCUCGGGCUGCUCUGGACUUCUUUAUGGACCCGGAUGGAAAACAGCUGUUUGCAUUUUCUCUGUUUGCUUCUCUUUAUUUUGCUUCACCACAUUCCUUACUUCUUUAAACUUAAGUCUCCUCGUUAUUUAAAUAUGAAUUUGUUCAGUUUUAAUUCAGGACGUUUUUCUGUUGUGAGCUUGAGGGCUGUGAAUCAAGUUUUUAAAGAAUAAAGAGAAGCAUAAAAACAGUUUGAUUUAAAUUAAUCUGUUUUUAUUUUAGCUUCUUUUUUGGUCCCAGCUUUUUGUGCUUCGUUAAAUUAAUCCACUAAAUGUCUAAUAAGAGUAAUAUUUAAAUGAACAGCCCUGUUUAUUAUUCUAAUUAAUUAUCUCGUUAUUUUCGAUGAUUCCUUCACUUUAAUUCUUGUUGUUUCCUUUUAUAAUUAUUAUAGUCUAUAAUCACUCCAUGUCCCGGCUCAAUAAUAUUUACUAUAAUUAUUUAUGGAUCAUUUGAAAACAUUUUCGAUUCUCUGAUUUUUGUCUGUCUUCAUGGUUGGAAGGACUCGUCGCCUUUUUUACUCCUGAACUGUUAAAUCACAAAUUUCCGUCGUUUUUUGUUUUUUUUUCUCCCAAACACAGAGCAUCUUUGUAAAUAAGACAGGAUGUGAAAUAUGAUGAGCAGAAUCGAUAAGGUCUCCUCUCACUCCCUCUCUGCCUCCCCCCGUCUCUCUGCUCGCUUUCAUUUUUUAUUCCGGGAAUAAUUUCAGCAGCUCCACGAGACGACAACAGGUCUGAGGUGUGUGUCGGAUUAAAAUCAGAUUUUUGGAUUAAAUAUCUAAAUGUUUCUCUUCCUCUCCUCCUCUCCCUCUUUCCCUCUUCUUUACUCUGCAGUUCUUAGGAGCUUUGUGGAGGCCGCUUUCAGCCAUCAGAACACCGGGACAUAGGAGGAACUCUCCCGGUCAGAUUGCAGGGGACCGUUGGAGAGACACCGUCACGUGACCCCCGGUACCAAAUGGUCUUCCGGCAGCGGCUCUCAUCAAGGACCGGAGCACACGCAGACGCCGCCUCUCCUCUCAGACAUGCAGAAGACAACGUACUACGACAACUCCUCCACGCUGUUCGGUGGCUACUCGUCCUACCAGGUGCAGGGGGCUGCUGCAGCGGCAGCGGCGGCCGCCAACGGCUUUGGGGGCUACGAUGCGUCGGCCCCCGUGUCCCACCACCAGCCGGCCUUCCAGUCGGCGUCCCAUCUGGACGUGGACUCGUACCAGCGCUCGGCGUGCUCCUUACAGGCGCUGGGCAGUAACAGCAGCCAUCAGCAGCUCGCCAAGAACAAGGAGCUGAAUGGCAGCUGCAUGCGGCCCAGCCUGCCGCCAGAGCACCACCCCGCCUCCCAGGUGUCCCCCCCACUGCCCCCCAACCCCAGCAAUGGUAGUACCGGGGCUCAGCAGCCGGGGGGCAGUGCCGGGGCCUCCUCUGUGUCCAAAUCAGGCCCCAAUAAGUCCUCCAAUUCCUCCUCGUCCAUCUCGUCCUCCACCUCGUCCUCGUCCUCCUCGCUGCCCCCUAACCCCACGCUCGCCAAGCAGAUCUUCCCCUGGAUGAAGGAGAGCCGGCAGAACACCAAGCAGAAAAACUGUUCGCCCAGCAACAACUCUGGCAACGUGUCGGGAGGAGCAGAGAGCGGCAGCAGCGGGGAGAAGAGUCCGACCAGUGGCUCGUCGGCGUCCUCUAAGCGAGCUCGCACGGCGUACACGAGCGCCCAGCUGGUGGAGCUGGAGAAGGAGUUCCACUUUAACCGCUACCUGUGCCGGCCGCGCCGCGUGGAGAUGGCCAACCUGCUCAACCUGUCCGAGCGCCAGAUCAAGAUCUGGUUCCAGAACCGACGCAUGAAGUACAAGAAGGACCAGAAGUCCAAGGGCCUGAGCUCCAGCUCCGGAGGGCCCUCGCCGACCGGGUCGCCCCCCCUGACCAUGCAGUCCUCCGCCAGCUUCCUCAACUCCAUGCACGCCAUGGGAGGGGGGGGCGGGGGCGGAGGCUACGACGUCCCGUCUCCUCCGUCCUUCGGCAAGCCGCACCAGGGCGUGUCUUACUCCAUGUCCACUGCCUACUCCAACGUCCCCAUGAAGGGCUGCCCCCCCCAGCAGAAGUACGGAGCCCCAGACCCGGACUACGGUGACCCCCAUCCCCACCACGGCCUGGUGCAGGCCAACAACGCAGGAUACGGGACCCCCACCAACAUGCAGGCCAGUCCGGUGUAUGUGGGGGGCGGCAGCUAUGUGGACCAGAUGCCAGGUUCGGGGCCCUCCAUGUACGGCCUGAACCACCUCGGCCCCACGCCCCCCCUCCAUCAAACCAUGGACUACAAUGGCGGGGGGCCCAUGUCGGCCGCAAACCAGCACCACGUGGGUGGAGGGGGCCCCCAGGGUCCCUGUGACCCCCCCACACACCCGACGUACACCGAGCUGUCGGCGCACCACACCUCGACUCAGGGCAGAAUCCAGGAAGCACCCAAGCUCACUCACCUGUAGCAGGUUUGGAACAAAACGUAGGAGGUAGUGAAGACGACGCAGAACGAGUGACCACGACCCCGACUCACUAACAGACUGACACGAGGGGACUCUACUGCUGCAGGGGGGUCGCGAGGGGGGGGGGCAGAGCGAGACCAACAGGAGACAUCCAGUGGUUUGUCCUGUGCUCUAAAAACACUAAACGUCCAGCUCCGCAAUGACCAAACUAAAGAAACCUAAUCUCAGUUUAUUUUUAUCAAUGACUUAAACUUUAUCUUAAACCAAUCAGAGACGUUUGUGUCAUCCAGCUCAGCUUUUAUCCACGUUUACAAAUUGAACACAAACCCUUUCACAGCGUCCUCCCUCCUCUGAGAGCAGUGAAGCGUUCUGUACGCGUGGGAGACGAGCUGUACAGUCAAUCGUCUCCCACGUCCCCCCGGGGAGACAAUAACUGUCAGGGCGCUCGUCUUGUGGCGCUCGUGCAGAGACGUAUCGGCAGCUGUACGGCAUAAAGAGAUGAACGGGGAGCUCCGUGUUUCAGUCAGUGCUCAUUAGACGAGAGAGUUUACUGCAGUAUGGACGUCUGUGUUCAAACAUCACAAACGUCAAAGUGAAAGAAAAAGCUCCAAACAGAACGUGUGACAUUAUGAAGCUUUACUACAGGACGCCUCCCUCCUGACGUGUUUAACCUGAUUUGGCUUCACAAACCGUUUUGGUGUCUCAGCUAGCAUGUUGUAAAGUAGCCAGUAACGACUCGGCUAACUAGAACGAUACUUUAAUCAUAAAGCUCCCCUCUAAGGCUCCCACAUACACUAAGAGCUCUCCCGCUCGCUCAAUGAAAUAGUUGAGAUUUUAAUGUGCAGUUAACGAGGUGGGUAGAUUUAUGACGCAGCCCCCCCCCCCCCCCCCCCCCCCCCUCCAGGCAACACGUGUUGUUGUCAGCCUGAGCUAUGUGGAGCUCUCUGCCUGAAAUACAGCUGGAGCUGGCGGCCCUCGUCUUCCUCAGUUUCUGCUCAGCACAUUAAAAACCUCUGGAUGUUCUUCAUCGUCUCGUUCUGCCCCCCCCCCCCCCUGUCUCCGCCCGUUCAGACUGAAUCACUACUAACCCUCCGUCUCCGUCUGUGGCAGCAGCACACGGCUUCUGAAGGAGGCACAACCUCUCACAAUCCGCCACAGACACACGCACACACACACGCACACUCAGCACACCUCCCAUCACUCUCACAGAGUAGCCACGAGUUCAGAGGCUCAACAAGCCCCCACAGACACACCUGUGCUAAGCUACGUUAGCCCUCUCUGCCUCAUGCAGGACUCCUUAAAUGAUGACAUUUCACCUGGAGGGGGGGGGCGGGGGAUGAGUUGGAGGUAGCAGUGCACACGUCGCCAUCUUGUUGAACUUUUU
This is a messenger RNA of Labrus mixtus (cuckoo wrasse), 4237 nucleotides long. It is a transcript of the gene hoxb3a, whose product is annotated as homeobox B3a. Gene Ontology annotation, molecular function: DNA-binding transcription factor activity, RNA polymerase II-specific; RNA polymerase II cis-regulatory region sequence-specific DNA binding. The transcript is spliced from 3 exons. The record is from RefSeq and is a predicted model, not a curated record. Bases 1408 to 2856 code for a protein of 482 amino acids. Gene Ontology annotation, biological process: regulation of transcription by RNA polymerase II. Gene Ontology annotation, cellular component: nucleus. Lineage: Eukaryota; Metazoa; Chordata; Actinopteri; Labriformes; Labridae.